Molecule: messenger RNA, 3793 nt
Organism: Oldenlandia corymbosa var. corymbosa
Lineage: Eukaryota; Viridiplantae; Streptophyta; Magnoliopsida; Gentianales; Rubiaceae
Source: the annotation of a GenBank genome assembly
AUGCGGGGAGCUUUGCAAAUUUCAUCGUUUUUCCGUGUACUGCUUAACUCGGCGCAUUCCGCCACCUCCUUCCGCCACCUCUUCCACUCCACCACCGCCGUCCUCCGCCCAAUCCCAGCAAUGGAGGACUCUCUGCGCAAGGAACUUGCCCAGAAACUAGACAACAUCCAAGCCCAAGGCAAUCUCGUUCGCCAAUUGAAAGCGUCUGGUGCUCCCAAGCCCGAUAUCGACGCCGCCGUCCAAUCCCUUAAUGCUUUGAAGCUCGAGAAGUCUUCCAUUGAGUCCCAGCUCCAAUCAGCCUUAUCUUCAGGCUCCUCCGGCAGUAGGGAUGCCUUCCGUCAGGCUGUUGUUAACACCCUGGAACGCCGUUUGUUUUAUAUUCCUUCCUUUAAAAUUUAUCGUGGCGUUGCCGGUCUAUAUGACUAUGGUCCUCCCGGUUGUGCCGUCAAGUCUAACGUACUUGGUUUCUGGCGGCAGCAUUUUGUCUUGGAGGAGAAUAUGCUUGAGGUUGACUGUCCUUGUGUUACACCUGAAGUUGUCCUUAAGGCAUCUGGGCAUGUCGACAAGUUCACAGAUCUUAUGGUAAAGGAUAUCAAGACCGGUACUUGUUAUCGAGCUGAUCAUCUGAUAAAGGAUUACUGUAAAGAUAAGCUUGAGAAGGAUUUGACCAUGCCGGCUGAUAAGGCUUCAGAGUUGAAACAUAUUCUUGCAGUUCUUGACGAUCUCUCUCCUGAGCAGCUUGGCGCAAAGAUAAAAGAGUAUGGAAUUACUGCACCAGACACUAAAAACCAGCUUUCUGAUCCUUAUCCUUUCAAUCUGAUGUUCCAGACUUCAAUAGGGCCCUCUGGCCUGAGCCCUGGGUAUAUGCGCCCUGAGACGGCACAAGGCAUUUUUGUCAACUUCAAAGAUCUUUAUUAUUACAAUGGGAACAAGCUUCCUUUUGCUGCUGCUCAAAUUGGCCAGGCUUUUAGAAACGAGAUUUCCCCUCGGCAAGGCCUGUUAAGAGUCCGUGAGUUCACUUUAGCAGAAAUUGAGCACUUUGUUGAUCCCCUCGACAAGUCUCACCCAAAAUUCUCCGAAGUUGCGAGUUUAGAGUUCCUAAUGUUCCCAAGGGAGGAUCAAACGUCUGGGCAAUCAGCAAAGAGAUUACAGAUUGGUGAAGCAGUCAAAAAGGGAAUUGUCAACAAUGAAACACUUGGUUAUUUCAUUGGAAGAGUUUACCUGUUCUUAACACGGCUUGGAAUAGACAAAGAACGAUUGAGAUUCAGGCAGCAUCUUGCAAAUGAGAUGGCUCAUUAUGCUGCAGAUUGUUGGGAUGCUGAAAUUGAAUGUUCUCAUGGCUGGAUUGAGUGUGUUGGAAUUGCUGAUCGAUCUGCAUAUGAUUUGCGUGCACAUUCUGACAAAAGUGGUGUUGCGCUUGUUGCUCAGGAGAAAUUUUCAGAACCCAGGGAAGUCGAGAAACUCAUUAUUGCUCCAGUUAAGAAGGAACUCGGCCUAGCAUUCAAAGGGAACCAAAAAAUGGUCAUUGAAUCCCUGGAGGCAAUGGAUGAAAAAGAAGCCUUGGAGAUGAAGGCUAAUCUAGAAACAAAAGGUGAGGUGGAGUUUUAUGUAUGCACUCUUGGGAAGAAUGUGACUAUCAAGAGAAACAUGGUAUCGAUUUCCAAGGAAAUAAAGAAAGAACACCAGAGAGUUUUUACACCUUCUGUCAUUGAGCCAUCUUUUGGAAUUGGGCGUAUUAUAUAUUGUCUUUUUGAGCAUGCGUUCUACAUGAGGCCAAGCAAAGCUGGGGAUGAGCAGCUGAACGUGUUCCGUUUUCCUCCUCUUGUGGCCCCAAUCAAAUGCACCGUGUUCCCUCUUGUUCAGAAUGAACAGUAUGAAGAAGUUGCUAAAUUAAUCUCCAAAUCGUUGACUGUUUGUGGAAUUUCACAUAGGAUUGACAUAACAGGUACUUCUAUAGGAAAACGUUAUGCCAGAACGGAUGAACUUGGUGUGCCCUUCGCAAUUACAGUGGAUUCGGCAUCAUCAGUGACAAUCAGAGAGAGAGAUAGCAAGGACCAAAUUCGUGUUGAUGUGGAAAAGAAGAAGUCUCUCCCGAAGCGGUGGUGCGGAAAGCAGCUGACGGUGGUGGUAGCGCUCACCAUUAACUCAAACCCUAAAUUGAAAUCCAUUUUCCGAUUGAAAUCUCCGGCGGAAAAAAUGCUUCGAUUUGCUGGGAAGAGGCUGAGGCACUCUCCUCUCCCCUGGUGGAGAAGCCCUGCUGCGAAUGACGCUUUGGUAGCCGGCUCGACCGCCUCUCACUUCCACGCCGUCGAUUCCUCAUCCUUCCAUUCCAGAUCCUCCUUCGCCUCUCCAGAACAAGCCUAUUCUCUCACCGUAUCCCCCUUCCUCAAUCAAAUCAGAGGAUUGUCUUCCAACUCUCUUGCUUCACCACAAGAAAUGGGUUUAGUUCAAGACAUCCCAUCAACAGUGGCUGCUAUUAAGAAUCCAACUGCAAAAAUUACCUAUGAUGAGUCCAAUCAUGAACGUUUUCCUCCUGGUGACCCUAGUAAACGUGCAUUUGCAUACUUUGUUUUGACCGGAGGGAGGUUUGUUUAUGCUUCAUUAAUCCGUCUUCUCGUACUGAAGUUUGUCCUAAGCAUGUCUGCCAGCAAAGAUGUCCUUGCUCUUGCUUCCCUUGAGGUUGAUCUAUCUAGCAUUGAACCUGGCACAACUGUCACAGUCAAGUGGCGUGGGAAGCCAGUUUUCAUCAGGCAUCGGACUGACGAUGAUAUCAAAUUGGCUAACAGUGUCGAUGUUGGUUCCCUGCGUGAUCCCCAGGAAGAUGCUAUUAGGGUGAAGAACCCCGAAUGGCUUGUGGUUGUCGGCGUAUGCACCCAUUUGGGGUGUAUCCCUUUACCUAAUGCUGGUGACUUUGGUGGAUGGUUUUGUCCUUGCCAUGGGUCGCACUAUGACAUCUCCGGUAGAAUUCGAAAAGGACCUGCACCAUACAAUUUGGAGGUUCCAACAUACACCUUCCUGGACGAGAACAAGUUACUUAUUGGUUAAAGGAUUACUGCAGCAUCACCAAAGUCAUCUGUAACUGUUGAAUUUAUUUUGUUUUAGUUGAAUGGCUUGAGCUCGAGUUGCUUUUUCUCUAUAUUUUUGCUCUUUCCUUUUAAUUUUAUGGUUACUGCAAUCACAUUCUACAUGAUGUGGAUUUUGUUUGGACCUGCCAGUCAAGGCAUGGAAUUGCUGUCAUGAAUAAUUCUGCUGGCUUCUGUCAGAACCAUAUUGAAAUGGGUUAGGUUGAUAUUUAUAAUCAUGUUUUUAGCUGGAUUGGAUGAUAUAUAUACCUGAACCUAAGGUUUAGAAGUCUUACCUUCAUUUUAAGAGUUGUUUCGAUUCCUUCAUUUGUUUCUGAAUGUAGUUAGUAAUCAUGCAUUUCGAAGAACUGAUGGUAGAAUCAUGAAUUUAUGUGUUCCCUCUCUCCUGGAAUGAUUGUCGUCGGACGCGGUAUAGUAGUUUUCUGGAGGAAACAGGGCGAACACCUUGGAACCAAAUUAUCAGGCGACUACCUUAUUGAUGAAUAUCACGUCAGGUUGUGGAUAGAACUAUAGAAGCUCGUGGAUGAACACCUGAUUUUAGACAUUCUUUUCAAAUCAGGACAAAUUUGGUGAAGAACAAUUUUUGUUUCGUCCCAUGCUCCCAGCCUCACACGUAGUAUUAAUUUGUCACGAGAAAACAAAUUGCCUCAAAUGUGGAUUGUUCUUUCAAUAACUUUAUUGCUUUGAUUUGGCAUUGUUUGUAUGUGGAA